CUACGGAACAUCUGCACAGUGCACAAAGCAAAGGCUGAAAUAUGGGGCGAUUCAUGGCAUUCAACACUCUCUAUUUUUAUUACGCACUGGUCAUAAUGAUAGCAGUGCUGUCAAUAACUACCUAUGAAGAUGAAGAGAAAAUGGAUCAAGCAUACGAAAACAAAAGUUUGACCAACGAAUUGGAACGUCUAAAACGAGAGAAAAAGCAGAACGAAGAUAAAUUGGAGGAUGGUAAGAAAGAGAUAUCAGUAUUGAAAGAGAAGCUGAAAGAACUCGAGAAAGAACUAGCAGAGAAAGAGGAGGAGAACAAGAGCUUGACUGAAAACUUGAAAGAAGCAUACGAAAACAAAAGUUUGACCAACGAAUUGGAACGUCUAAAACGAGAGAAAAAGCAGAACGAAGAUAAAUUGGAGGAUGGUAAGAAAGAGAUAUCGGUAUUGAAAGAGAAGCUGAAAGAACUCGAGAAAGAACUAGCAGAGAAAGAGGAGGAGAACAAGAGCUUGACUGAAAACUUGAAAGGUACAAAAUAUCAAGCAAAGUAUCGGUACUAGUUGUUAGAUUUUAAAUUUUUGCUCUACUAAUUGUUGGGG
Amphimedon queenslandica is the source of this 590-nucleotide messenger RNA. RefSeq names its product spindle pole body component 110-like. The record is from RefSeq and is a predicted model, not a curated record. Bases 42 to 551 code for a protein of 169 amino acids. The transcript has 5 exons. Lineage: Eukaryota; Metazoa; Porifera; Demospongiae; Haplosclerida; Niphatidae.